This is a messenger RNA of Armigeres subalbatus, 3009 nucleotides long. Its product is annotated as protein aubergine-like. Gene Ontology annotation, cellular component: P granule. The coding region runs from base 147 to 2849 and encodes 900 amino acids. The transcript has 5 exons. Gene Ontology annotation, molecular function: protein binding; piRNA binding; RNA endonuclease activity. Lineage: Eukaryota; Metazoa; Arthropoda; Insecta; Diptera; Culicidae. The record is from RefSeq and is a predicted model, not a curated record. Gene Ontology annotation, biological process: regulatory ncRNA-mediated gene silencing.
CUCGUGUAGAGUUCUAAGUUGAUGUUUAUUGUUGCUACGUGUAGUAUUUGUGUCUAGUCGUAUUAUAAUUAGAUUUUGUAUAAUUAAUUAAACAAGCUUGUUUUCUCCAAGUGCUAUUAGUUAUAAGUGACGAUUUAAUCUCAAAGAUGGCCCCAAGAGGACGUUAUUAUCAACGAAGGAUGUCCGAUAAUCCACAGGAGGGUUCCAGUGGCGGUCGGAUACGGGCUCGCGGUUACGUUGGAGGCUCCUCAUCUCGUGGCGGGUACAAUGGAGGAGGUUCGCGUGGAGGGUGGCCAGGGUCCGAUAAUGGAGGCGGCUAUAGAGGAGACCACCGUCAGAAGCCGUACGAUCGCAUGGGAUCGUCAUCGCCAAGUGUUGCGGUAAAGGACGAGUUUUCGGCGCUGGAGUCCCAAGUCAAAAGAGACGGAAGUGGUGAGCCCGGUGGCGGACGAGGUGGCAUGCGCGGAGGGUUCAGAGGUGGCCGUGGAGGUCAACGAGGCAACAGAUAUUUGCCUGAAAUUGUGCACACUCGCAAGGACACGUCGGUUGUCAAGCAGGGAAACAGUGGCCGACCGAUUAUGCUUCAGACCAAUUACUUCCGGCUGCUUCUUAAUGAAGAUGAACGCAUUUUCCAGUAUCGAGUUGACUUCAAUCCCACGAUUGAAGCAAGCAAGAAAAUGAGUGGUCUUUUGUUCCAAAUCAAACCUCAAAUUGGAGGGUACGUAUUCGAUGGAACGCAGCUAUUUUCGCGGACAAAGUUGGAGAACGAUCCAAUGGAAUUUACCGUUAAGGAUAAGUUUACUGAGGACAAUUACCAAAUCACAAUUCGAAGAGUUGGUGAUGUCACGGGCACAAACGAAAAGGCAUUUGUGGUCUAUAAUCUCGUCAAUCGACAUGCCAUGGGCGGCUUGAAGCUGCAGUUGAUUGGACGAAGUUUUUUCGAUCCUGAAGCCAAAGUCUCAAUCAGACAGUAUGGAAUAGAUCUUUACCCUGGAUAUCUCACUAGCAUCCGUCAGCACGAGAAGGAUGUGCUUAUGUGUGCGGAAUUAACACAUAGAGUUAUGCGCACCGAUACCUGCUACUCGCUGUUUGAACACUGCAUGAAUCAGCGUGGAAAUUUUAAGGACAACUACAAACGUAUGGUGUUGGGAACGAUUGUAAUGACCACAUAUGGAAAUAAUCGAACUUACACCAUUUCCGACGUGGAAUUUGACGUUAAUCCGGAGAGUUCCUUCACGACAAAGAAGGGCUCACAAACGUUUACACAAUACUACAAGGAGAAAUACAAUAUCACCAUUCGUGAUCCGCGCCAACCUAUGUUGGUGUCCCGUUCUAAGGCCAGAGACAUUCGAGCUGGUUUGCCAGAGCUGAUCUAUUUGAUACCGGAGUUAUCCCGGAUCACUGGCAUCACCGAUGAUAUGAGACGAGACUUUCACUGUAUGCGAGCGAUCGCUGAUCAUACUCGCUUAAACCCGGACAAACGUAUCCAACGUUUGGAAACAUUCAAUCGGCGCAUGCAACAGUCGAAGGAGAGUUCCGAUGUGUUUAAGUUUUGGAAAACUGAACUCGACCGUCGUUUGGUGGAGGUUCCGGCACGCGUCCUUCAGCCGGAAACUGUCUUUUUCCAUCCAGAGCAGGAAGCUUGCAAGGUACUGGCGGGAGAAAUGGCCGAAUGGCAAAUGGCGUUCCGCAACAACCCGAUGUACUUAACGGUUGCGCUGACCAACUGGUUUGUGGUAGUACCCGGCGGAUCGGAACGGUUAAUCGUUGAUUUUAUGUCCUGCUUGAAACAGGCCGCUUCCCAAAUGUAUUUCCAUAUUGAGGAACCAAGGCGUGUCUCGAUUCCCAACGAUUCUCCGGUUGUCUACGUGGAACAGCUUAGUCAACUGGUCCAGCGCGAUCCGCAGCUGAUUAUGUGUUUGGUAACGAACGAUAAGGCUGACCGUUAUUCAGCCAUUAAGAAGAAAUGCUGCGUAGACCGGGCCGUGCCUACGCAGGUUUUGAAGACCCGAACCAUUACACCCAAGGGUGGAAACGUUCGUACGUUGAUGUCCGUCGCUACCAAGGUGGCGAUCCAGAUGAACUGCAAAUUGGGUGGCAUCCCGUGGGUUAUUAAAAGCCCACUUGCUUCAGUGAUGGUAAUUGGUUACGACGUUUGUAAGGACUCAAAGGAUCGAUCCAGAGGAUACGGAGCAUUAGUAGCUUCCAUGUAUGGCGGAGGCGUUAAACACCCCAAAUACUUCUCUACAGUAAAUCAGCACGCCCACGGAGAAGAGCUGUCCAACUAUCUGGCAUUGAACGUAAUAAAAGCGAUCCGAGCAUAUCAAUCCAGCUUUGGAAACGUUCUACCACAGCGUAUCGUUAUCUAUCGAGAUGGCGUAGGUGAUGGAGAUUUAGGUUACGUCAAUGAACACGAAGUUGGUUCAGUAAAAGAAAAACUGGAGGCCGCCUACAAAGGACAAGAGAUGCAAUCCAAGUUGACCUUCUUCGUUGUCAACAAACGCAUCAAUACCCGCCUGUUCCAUGAUAGAAGAAAUCCAACACCGGGAACCAUAGUCGAUGACGUCAUUACGCUACCAGAGAGGAACGACUUCUUCCUAGUCUCUCAAAGCGUACGACAGGGAACGGUUUCCCCCACUUCAUACAACAUUCUGAAAGACGAAUCUGGACUCAGCGCGGAUCGGUUGCAGCUCUACACAUUCAAGCAGACUCAUAUGUAUUAUAAUUGGUCCGGUACCGUCGGUGUCCCGGCUGUAUGUCAGUACGCCCACAAACUUGCUGCCUUGGCAGGACAGUAUCUCCACCAAGUGCCCAGCACAUGGUUGGAGAAGAAACUCUAUUUCUUGUAGGAUUAAGCAGAUUUAACUUCUUAUAGCAGUUUAUGUUUAUUUGUGGUAAAAAAUCAGCUAAGUGUAUCCGACGUAUGUAGAAUGUGUUUGUGUCACACUUCAACGGAAAUUUUACCUUCUAUGUUUUUUUAAAUCUCAAAAUAAAACAAAUGAGAACACA